GCUGGUGCACCGCAGCUCAGCUGUAAACUGUAACCUGCGGCGGCGGAGUUGACGCGGACGGAUACGUGGUGAACACCCCCCCAGCCUCUGAAAACAACCGGGGAAGCCAAUAAAAAACACAAAAAAACACCAAACCCUGCUGCCUCCGGUUUGAAACCACCGUGGUGUAGCUUUGGGUUUUUUAAGGAGUCGCAGAAAUAGGCUGCUGAGGUUGUGAGGGGGGGGCUUUCAAGGCCACGGUGCAACCAGGGAGUUUCCUGCGUCUAGGUCCGCCAGCCUGUUGGGUCACAGUCCCAGAAAAAGUGGUUCCGGUUUGCGCGACAGCCGCGGAGAACGCAUUGAUAGAAAUGAUGACACCUGUCAAGAGCUCUUAGUCGCGAUGCUUGAAAACGACAUUCCAACUAUGAGCGUGUUCUUGUGACAUGCAACAUCAACACAGCCACGACUGGAGUACUUGAGAUGAAACAGUGAUACCUCAGGGGAAAACUGCGGCUGCACAAAGCGACGUUCACCAAGGUUGAUGUUUCCUCACCGGGCGCCCCCAGGGUCGCUUUCAAGCCUGACUGCCGACAGCUCGCCACCUCUGUCAGCCUCCUGAGCGAGCCAGUCGAUCGCCUCUAGCUCAAACAAGCGUCUGCCAUCAGCGGUCCUAGCCGAGCGGCCUCCGUGUUGCCCCCUCCGCCCCUCGAGGGCCAGCUGCCUGGGCAGGACUGUAUCACCAUGGACACAGAGUCCACCUACUCGGGCUAUUCCUACUACUCCGGACGCUCCCGGGGAUCCCACAGGCACGGGGAGCGGAGCCGGGACCGCCACAAGUCCCGCAGUAAAGACAGCCGCUCAGAGAAGUCCGUAACCAUUAACACGCCGCCCGCAGAGCCGCUGCUGGGGGACUCGGCUGUUCGGGGUGAGCAGGUCCAGGAUGACAACUGGGGCGAGACCACCACGGCCGUCACUGGCACAUCCGAGCACAGCCUCUCUCAGGAGGACAUCGUUCGCAUCACCAAGGACCUCGAGGACAGCGUGGGGCUCGACUGCCGCCGCUACUUCACCCUGACCUUGGCCGUGAUCCUGGGCCUGCUCGUGUUCCUGACGCCGCUGGCCUUCCUGGUGCUCCCCCACCUGCUCUGGCCGGAGAAGCUGCAGAGCUGCGGCACGGCCUGUGAGGGUCUCUUCAUCUCCGUGGCCUUCAAGCUGCUCAUAUUGCUGCUGGCCGUCUGGGCGCUCUUCUUCAGGCCGCCUAGGGCCGGCCUCCCUCGGGUCUUUGUGUUCCGGGCGCUGCUCGCCGUGCUAGUGCUGCUCUUUGUGGUCUCCUAUUGGCUGUUCUAUGGAGUCAGAAUACUCGACUCGCAGGACGAGAACUACCAGGGCAUUGUGCAGUACGCCGUGUCCCUGGUGGACGCCCUUCUCUUCAUCCACUACCUGGCCAUCGUCCUGCUGGAGCUCCGGCAGCUCCAGCCGUGCUUCUCCGCGUGCGUCACGCGCUCCACGGACGGCGAGAUACGGCAAUACAACCUGGGACAGCUCAGCAUUCAGCGGGCAGCUCUGGCCAUCUUAGAGCACUACUACUGUGACUUCCCAGUCCAUAACCCGGCGCUGCUUUCUGCCUCCAAGUCCCGCGCAGCCAAGCACCUGGCCGGCCUCAAGGUCUACAACGUGGAUGGUGAGUUCCCAGCAGCCCCAGCUGAGGGUCCGGGGAACAACGCUGCAGCAGGACUGGCCCACUCUCAGUCCAGGGCCAUGAUCGCUGCAGCAGCCCGCCGCAGGGACACCAGUCACAACGAGCUGUACUACGAGGAGGCUGAGCACGAGAGGCGCGUCCGCAAGCGCAAAGCGCGCCUGGUGGUGGCAGUCGAGGAGGCGUUCACACAUAUCAAGCGCAUGCAGGAGGAGGAGCAGAAGAAGGCUCCAGGGGACGUGAUGGACCCGCGAGAGGCAGCACAAGCCAUCUUCCCGUCCAUGGCUCGCGCCCUGCAGAAGUACCUGAGGACCACCAAGCAGCAGCACUGCCACAGCAUGGAGAGCAUCCAGCAGCAUCUGGCCUUCUGCAUCACCAAUAACAUGACGCCCAAGGCAUUCUUGGAGAGCUACCUGACCCCGGGUCCCACCCUGCAGUACAGCCGGGACCACUGGCUAGCCCGCCAGUGGACGCUGAUCAGCGAAGCAUCGGUCACCAGUGGCUUGAAAGACGGCACCGUUUUCGUGCUGAAGUGUGUGGACUUCAGCCUGGUGGUGACAGCGAAGAAGAUCCCGUACAUCCAGAUGUCAGAGGAAUACAUCGACCCCAAAUCACACAAGUUUGUCCUGCGGCUACAGUCUGAAACCUCCGUGUAGGACUCCAAACUUUUUUUUUUUUUUUUUAAUUCCUCGCCCUGUUUCGUUGCUCUCAAAUGUUUUCAUUUUGGGUUUGCAGUUUUUAUUUUUACCUUUUUUUUGGAAUUUUUAUAUAUUAUAUAUGAAUCUAUAUAUAUUACACACGUGUUUGAAUAUAUUGAUCUUUUUAUGUUUGAUUCGGAUGAAAACAAAAGAAAAGAAUGGAGGUGGGAUCGCGCUGAAGGCGGUUUGACUCGGACGCCUCGGACACGGUUGUGUACGUGUGUGUAUGUGUGUGUAUGCACGUGUGUCUUUUUGUGUCAACACAAUCACUCGUUCUUUUUCUGUUUGAGAUGCUGUAGCCAAACAUGACGGGAACAUUCAAGGUUUCUGACACCCCUGCAGAGACAUUGUUGUCCAUGGGACAGAUGGACGGACAGACAAACCACUAAGGACUGCGAUGGUGUGACUUGGAUUUUCAUCUUUGAAGCCUGAUGGUGGACGUCAACCGAGAAAUAAAUGGAUUUCUUUGUCUCAAACCAAAUUAGACGCAUUUGACAAAAAACAUGAAUCUUCAAUCAGACUUUGCAUUAAAUGCACAUUUAUGUAUGUUUCUAAAUGAAAAGAAUAUGCCUAAAAAGGAUGGAACAUGAUCUCAGCCUGCUCAAAGAGGCUGUUUUCCUCAUCACUGCUUCAGGACAUCUGUAGAGCCGCCGACAAACACAGUACAGUAGCACCCUGAGUGCUAGUUCCCGCACCCAAAGAGGGGCCGCCUGAGCUCCGGGUGCAACGAGGCAAAAUCUGAAUUCUUUCCACUACACUUGGGAACAACACACACAUGCCAUGUUAAACACAGAAUGAGCUGGAUCAAAAGAGACGCUCAGAGGUGGAUUCAUGCCCAAAAACAUUUGCCCCCGCCUCAUCGGUUCGGUAAGCUUCUCAGGGCUUUUAUGUCCGCUGCAUCUGCCUGACAUGAUGGAAAGGGAAGACGGCGAGGAGGAGAGAUGAAAAAUACUACUGAUUACAUAAAACCAAAUUCCCCUUCUGUGUGUUACAUAGCAGAGAAUCAAAAUACCGUAAAUUCUCAUUUCAAACUGGUGUUUAAAUGGGCAUGAGCGGAGCCGUGUCACACUAAACAUUCUGCUGCUCUGGCACGAAAAUAAGUUUUCAGUCUCUAAUUAAUUCCAGUCGUUUCUUCUUUGCCGUACUCCCAAUCGAUAUUAAACUGCCACCGAGAAAACACAACGCUUCCUGAUGUUCAUGUUAAAAGAAGGUAAUUUUUCCCUUUGUAUGAAAGACAACAGUGAAGAGAGGGAGAGGGCUGCGACAUGCAACACAGUUUGGGAAUCGAACCAAAAAUGUUUGUGUCAUGCGGUAAAGAGACUUAACCGUUGGGCUGCCAGGACGCCCCGAGCUACAAGACUUUUGAUGUGAAAGUUCUGUGAGGAAGUGUUGGGUUUCAUUCAUGGUGGCUUAGCAUCGUUUGGGUAAAAAGGCAAAGUAGAACACCUCAUGAGACUCUCUGAGGCCACUAUUUGAUAAUUUACGGUAUUUAAGGUAUGAUUUCGUCUUACGGGGGCUCACUGGGUUUUUUUUGUAUCACUAUAAUAGAUGACAAUGUGAGAGUGUAUGAGUAGUGAGAGCAGCAGCAGCAGCAGGGCGGAACCUCCUUCCCAACUGGACCGUCUGGUUUUCCUUUACUCCCUCGUCUCGCCUCUGUUGUCUGACAAAAAUGCUCCCGGUGAAUCCCUCGAGGUCAGGCACUUCACUUGGAAGGCUCAGAGGGGAUUUCUUUUCUGUCUCGUAAAAAAAAAAAAAGCCAGACAAAUAGAGUUAAACUAAGCUAAACGAUCCUGUCGGCGCUCACGUUUGAUUACUCUGUCCACGUCACAGCCGAUCUGGUAAAUUUAACAAAGUGGUAAAAGAGAAUCACGCUCAAGAAAGAAAUGUGUCAUAGUAACACAUUCUGUGUCUAUGAGCAGGGCUGUCCCCUACUGCCCCCUGGCUGGUGAACCUAAUAUUAACACACUGUCUGCCUGAGGGCGGCAGCAACAUGUUUUCAUACAAAACAUAAAGAUAUUGUUCAUUUUUAGCAAUUCUGUUAAAG
Larimichthys crocea (large yellow croaker) is the source of this 4417-nucleotide messenger RNA. RefSeq names its product vang-like protein 1. Gene Ontology annotation, biological process: multicellular organism development. The record is from RefSeq and is a predicted model, not a curated record. Gene Ontology annotation, cellular component: membrane. The coding region runs from base 721 to 2331 and encodes 536 amino acids. Lineage: Eukaryota; Metazoa; Chordata; Actinopteri; Sciaenidae. The transcript has 11 exons.